GCUAGACACGAAACUAACAAUUUAACGCCUAAAACAAUCGUGACUGAAAUAUUGUAUGUCUGUCUAUCAAACGAACACCAGAAGUACAAUUUUCCAAACCAAACCUACUCAAACUAAAAUAAAAAAGUAUUACUACUAAUGAAAAAUAAUAUUAAAACUCUUCACACGUAGGUGGUUCUGGAGGAGAACGAGUUCUACCAAUGUCUACGCACUCUAAAAGAAGGCAGACAGAAAUCUCUAACCAGACGAAGCUAGCCAGAACACCAGUAGAACUCCCCACAUCGAGAGGGACAAAACAGCCCGGAGCACCAGUGCCCCGGAAAGAAGAACAAAAUCAACACAACCAGAAAAGAAGAGCAAUCCAAUUGGGUCAUACCUAUACCAAGAAUCUUUGAGCGUUAGUAUCACCAUCAGAUAGUUUGGAUCACUGCUGCAGGAGAAGAGUAAGGCCAAAGACGAACUAUCGAAACGUAUUGGAAGAUAGCGCCUUUCUACUUCUCGUCGCUAGAUAUGACCUAAAUGGUAGAGUUUUAUAGAUAUGACCUAAAUGGUAUAUUUGUCAACAUAAAUUAUUUAUUUAUUUAUUUAUUACGAAUUUUAUUUAAAUAGUACUCCCUCCAUCCCACUAAGAUUGAGACAAUUCGUUUUACUAUGCUUGCCCGGCUAUAAAGCAAACAGAUAUGAUGAAACGGUUAGCAACACGGGGGGGGGGGGGGGGGGGGGUGAAUUGUGUGUGUGGAACCGUGGCAUUUGUUUGCCAAGUUCUAGUAUGGGAUAAGGGGAAAUGCAAAAUAGUAAAGUGCACAAGGAUUUAACGAGGAAAACCCCUUUGGCUCAAAGGGAUUAAAAAACCUCGACCUCCCUCGGAGGAAUUUUAAACAACUUCACUAAAAAGCAUUUGAAUGAUUACAAGGGAAACUCUCCUAGUCUACCCUUGAGCCACUCAAACUCUAUCCUCUCAAGGAAGAGUUAUGCAUCUCUACCUUGCGGGUAGAGUGUCCCUCAGCUUUACAACAAAGCUCUCACAAAACACUUAACCCAACACGAGGAAGCUACACUUAGCUAAUCCUCAAUAACCCAAUUAGAAUAUGAAAAUGAAAACUCUAUCUAAAACUCUGUGAUGGAUAGUCUACCCAGGGGGUAUCUUAUCCGAGGGGUUAUUGCGGGAAUAACUAGAGAGAAGUCAGAGCAAAUAGGAGGAGUCGAUUUUAUUAAAUGAACUCAGCGUGGUUUACAAGGAGGAUAAGGGCUGCUAUUUAUAGCAGCAAUAAAUGCGAUGAGAGUACACGUGUCAACAAUCCAAUGGCUGAGGGGUCAUAUCAAUCGGGUGGCACCGGCAGUGGCAUGUUCACCGCAUUGAAUGCGGUAGGUGGAUGUGACGUCGCAUUAAAUGCGGUGGUUGGCUGUCUCCAAAGGGAAUCUUCGAUGAUUGAGUCUGUUUAGCCGAAGGCUCCUCGCGUGGCCGAGGGCUUCAAGUGGCCGAGGGCCCCUGUUAGCCGAAAGCUCUGUGUAGCCGAAGGCUUAGUUCAGCUGAAGGCUUCUCUGAUGCCGAGGGCUGUUCAGUGCCGAAGGCUCCUGUUUUCUCCCAGUAACUUCGUAUGCCAAAAAAGUCUAUGUUGUGAGUUUUGGAGCCUUCGGCCAAGGUGGCCGAAGGCACCCCAGUGUGAAUUUUGGGCUUCCUUGAACUUGGGCCACUGUAUUUGGGCUUCGGACGCUUCACGGGCUCAAUGGGCCUUUGUAGGAGAAGUAGGAGUCUCUGGGUCGGGGGUUCCUGGGCCAUAUACUCCAUCACUCUGUGAGCAGGUUCAUAUGGCUUGGACUUGGUAUUUAUCACGUGUAUAUCUCUUAGUAUUCCCUAGGUCAAGCACACCCUCUUCUAUUCACCUUUCGUCAAAUAUAUAGCCUUAUGUGUGACGUUCGUUGGCUCCUCUUUCCUUAGUUGGAUACUUGGACUUUUCUUGAUAUUUUUGAAUUGUUUUCCAUCCAUAAUGUUUCCCAUAUCCGAGCUCAAUAUGAGGUAUCCAAAUUAAGACAUCCAAAAUAUUAUAAUCAAGGUAGUAUAUCAAUCACGCACCAAGUGUAUAAAUAUAAAUUAAUCAUUCAAAUCACGUGGGAUUAAUUAAUGGUGGGGAUAUUCCAAGCUUCUUGGAUUUACUACCAAGAAGGAAAGCUUCGGUCAACUCCAAAAAGGUAGGGAAUUAUUCUUUACAAAAGGAUUCACUUAAGAACAAUUUUCCUUUUCUAAGUGGAUGCAUUAAAGAAUCUUUCCAUAUAGAUAUUCAAUUAAUCUUUUACCUAAUGAUGAUCCUUUUCAAAUUACAAAGGAGUACAGAUCAUGUUACGGUCACCAAAGCAUUUAUAAGUAAGGAUUCCUUCCAUAAAGGUUAAUUUAUAAAAGUCAAUAUACACAUGCAAGCUUAAUUUAAAUAAUGCCACGUAAAUCAUGCAUGUGUCACACUUUAGUUACGUAGACAUAAAUGACUCAUUCAGAACGUAGAGUAGUUCCAUCUAUGGUUCUUUCGAGAACCCAUACUAGUGCUACAUGCAUGGUUAGUGACAAGACCGUUCUUUCCCUUGUUCCAAUAUGAUUAGUCAUCAACAAAACUAAAUAGUCAACAAGAUCCCUGUCCGCUCUCAAAUUAUUUUUAGAGAAUAAAAUUACAUAUACAGAAACUACAUUAAAUAGUCAGAAGUAUCUCAUGGCCAAUGAUUGGUCCACCCUAGACGUUCACAGGACUAGUGCAUUCCAAUUUAGGUAGAAAAUAGAUGUUUGUUUGAAUUGAUGAAUUUGGUUUUGAGGGAGUGUUUAGUUUGAUAAGAGAUAUAAUAUGCCUAUACAUAUUAUAUUACUUAUAAAAGCUAGUUGUAGAAGAAUAUGAAGAAUAUUAUAAAAAAGGGUGUAAAAUAAAACAUAUUUAUCAUAUUCCAGGAUUGCUACACUAGUUAAAAUAGAAAGGAAGAGAUCAGAAUUGCAGUAGUGAUUGUUUCAACUCAACUUCUCAUGGCAUUCAGUUUUCUCCUCCCUUGCCUCUUCCUCUCCGUGAAUCUCCUGCUACUAUCAUAGCCGCGAAUGACCCUAUCCUUUCGGACAUUCCCGAAUUGUGGGAACCACUAUGUCCCUUACCCACUCAGCACCAGCUCUGGUUGCAGCAACCAGCACUACAAGAUCUGCUACAACAACGGGGAGCUGUUAUCCGAUGCCCUUAACAACACCUACAAGAUAUCAUCCAUCACAUCGGAGUCCCAACGUCUAACAAUCGAGACAUCACCACUCUUACCGCACACCUGCAUUACAGAAGAUAUCUCGACAGGUGGCAUCCGACUCGAAUCCUCCCUCCCAUUCAAUAUUACUAGCGGCAACACACUUUUGUUCCUCAGCUGUACAGAAGCUCUUUUUGACGCGCCCUUAAACUGCUCUUCUAGUAGCAUAUGCCACACCUACAUCAAUCAAAGCCUCAAUGUCGGCAACCCCAUCAGCACGUGUUCUAGGGACCCAAUCUGUUGCAGUUUUAGAGCUCGUGGGUCCGCGAUGGCUGACAAGAUCCAGGUUAGGAUGGCAUCUUGCUGCGCCUACCGCGUCUUUGUUAACCUAAACGAGUCUUUACCCAUUCGUCAGUGGCCCAAACCCGAGGUGGAAUUCAAGUGGAUGUCGCCAUUAUAGCCUCGAUCUAGCUCCCAAUCGGAAUGUGAUUCCAAAUCUGCUUGUGGACUUGACAAAUAUGGUGUCAGCAGGUGUUUGUGCACUUCGAAGCAAAGCUGGAACCCCAUCCUUGGCUCAUGUGCUCUCGGUAAGAUUUUUUCAUGCAUCUUUUACAUGCAAUAGAACAACUAACAUGCUUAUGUAAAAGAUGUUCUAUUGCACCAGAUGUUCUACAGAACAAUUAACAUGCAAAACCGUUCUAUUGCAUGCAAAAGAAGCAUGACAAAAUCUUAACGAGAGUACAUGAGCCAAGGAUGGGGUUCUUGCUUCGCCCCGAAGUGCACAAGGACCUGCUGACGCCAUAUUUGUCCAGUCCACAAGUAGAUUCGAAUCACAUUCCAAUUGGGAGCUACAUCGAGGCUCUAACAACGACGUCCACUCAAAUUCCACAGCGGGUUUGGGCCACUGAUGGACGGACAAAGACUCAUUUAGGUUAACAAAGACGCGGUAGGCGCGACAACAUACCAUCCUAACACGGAUCUUGUCAGCCGUCGCGGACCCGCCAACUCUAAAACUGCAACAGAUUGGGGCCCUAGAACACGUGCUGAUGGGGUUGCCGACAUUGAGGCUUUGAUUGAUGUAGGUGUAGCAUAUGCUACUAGAAGAGCAGUUUAAGGGCGCGUCUAAAAGAGUUUCCGUACAGCUAAGGAACAAAACUGUGUUGCUGCUAGUAAUAUUGAACGGGAGGGAGGAGUCGAGGCGGAUGCCAGCUAUCGAGAUAUCUUUUGUAAUGCAGGCGUGCGGUAAGAAUGGUGAUGUCUCAAUUGUCAGAUGUUAGGACUCCGGCGUGAUGGAUGACAUCUUGUAGGUGUUGUUAAGGGUAUCGAAUAACAGCUCCCCGUCGUUGUAGCGAAUCUUGUAUCGCUGAUCGCCGCAACCGGAGCUCAUGCUGAGUGGGUAAGGGACAGAGUGGUUCCCACAAUUCGGGCAUGUCCGGGAAGAUAGGGUCAUUCCCGGUCAUGAUAGUAGCAGGAGCAUCACGGAGAGGAAGAGGUGAGGGAGGAGAAAAUUGAAUGCCAUGAGAAGCCGAGUUGAAACAAUCACUAUUGCCAUUCUGAUCGCUUCCUUUUUAUUUUAACUAGUGUAGCAAUCCUGGAAUAUGGUAAAUACUUCGUAUGUUUUAUUUUACACCCUUUUUUUAUAAUAUUCUUCAUGUUCUUCUGCAACUAACAACUAGCUUUUAUACGUAAUAUAAUAUGUAUAGGUGUUAUCUCUUAUGUCUUAUCAAACUAAACAGUCCCUUAAAACCAUAUUCAUCAUUUCAAGCAAACAUCUAUUUUCUACCCAAAUUGGAAAGCACUAGUCAUGUGAACGUCUAGGGUGGGCCGCAGGGCCGUCUAGAGCAAUUUUGAGGCCCUAGACAACCAAAUAAUACUUCGUAUUUAAUUAUGAGAUACAACGUACUCACGUCUCACUAACGCUAGGUUAUGAUAAAGUUUUGUAAUUAUUAAGAAAAGCUAGUUUAUGUGUUUGAUAUUGAAGUGAUAAAGUAAGUAUGAUUUAGAACCACACAAAUUUUGUCAAAUUUGAUAUGUGACAUUCUUAAUGCAUAGGCUGAAAACGAAAGAUGAGACAAUUUUAGCGGAGUAGAGAGAGUAUAACUUCAAUAUAUUUUUUAGUAAAAAAUACAAAACUAUAAUAAGAAACAAAUAGGAAUGACAUAGCCAGAAAGAAAUAUUAACGUGGCUUGGUUAGUUUUUUCCUGAUGAUCUUUUACACAAUCUUUUAACAUAUAAAAAUAUAUAACCAUUUUACAAAUUGGGGGAGGAUUGGGGCCUAAAAAUUUAAAGGACAUCCUAAUUUAGACAUUUCAACUAAAUGUUUUCACUUUCUAUUUUAGAGAACAAUUAACCCUCUUAAGUGACAAUUUGAUAAUAAAAUAUUAAAAAUAAUACAUUUAUAACUCAGUAUAUUAUAUGCGUACACAUCAAACCUAUCUCUCUAAAUAUACUUGAAUUAGGAUAUUGAAUUAUUGUCUAUGCAUAUGCAUUAUAGUUAACACAAUCAUGAUUAUUAAAGUUAUAGCCACUAAAGUAUAAAAAGACAUAUUUUAUUCACUCUUAUUUAGAUCUAUACUAAUUUGCUACGGUGAAAAAAGAUACGUUGAUGCAAAUAUUUUUUUCUACACUAAUUUUUAAGUAUUUUAAUUAAUUUAAUUAAAGAUUUAAGGUAUAUAUAAUAUUAUUAUUUUUUAAAAUGGAGGCCCUACCAAAUUUGGAGGCCCUAGACAAAUGUCUAGGCUACCUCCCCCCAUGGCCGGCCCUGGUUGGCCGGCCUUGGGCAUGAGUCAUGCAUGAGAUACUUCUGACUAUUUGCCUCGGAUUCUUGGUUGGAUUAUACCAAGCUUUCUUCGGCUUAUUUGCAUAAUAGCUGAUACGCUUUGAAGGUUAUACUAAACAAAAUUUAUUUGAAGCUAAAAAUGAUUUGACAAUUGGGAACUAAAUUUGACAAAAUUUAGUUCUAUUUCGGGAACUUUCCCAAUUGUUAACCAUUAGUGCUAUAUAAGCUCUUCACAACUUCACUUGCAUAUUAAGUUAUCAACAACACCAAAUAAGAAAGUCACAUAAGUAGGUGUUGCACAAAAUAAUCAACACAAAUAAUAUAUCCAAGCCCAAAUGGCCAAAUACUUAUAAUUUUAUAAUUACAAUCAUAAUUCAUGGUUGAUUAUAUUCCGGGCUGGUAAAGUAAAAAAAAAAAAAAAAAAAAAAAAAAAAAAAAAAAAAAACUUGAUUGGGAAAAUUGAUUAAAGUUCUAGACCGGUUUAGCUUCAAUUCGGUUUCAAAUUUCAAAUUCUUAGCGAAGCUUGUAUUUUUCAUUUUUAAAAACAAAAGUGGAAGCAAUGGUUCCAAUAAUAUUUUAAAAUAACCAGUUUUGAGUACUCAUUCCAGGUCAAGCACCAAAGUACUGCAGGCGCCCGAAUAAGCCUUUUACCUGAUCAAACUCGAUCCACCCCGCAAUGAUAUGGCUCUUCUAGUUUUCUCGAUCUCAAAUUGAUUGAUUAAGCAAAUUAAUUUUUUUAGAAUGAUGAUUAAAGUAAAGAACUAAACAUUGCGUAUUAAUUAUAUUCGUCCUUAUAGCAUUAAUAAUUAUUGUAAAAACUGAAGGGAAAACUUUUUUUAGUAUGCAAAACAAAAACAUUGAGUUAUACAGUAUAAGACCGGUCAAGAGUCUAAAUCGUUAAAUUUGGACUCCGUCCAUGUGAAAACGGUGUUUAGACUCCGUCAAUACUAUAUUUUCCUGCAUCCGUGCGCCGUCAAUAAAAUACACUCAGCAUAUAUUUUUUACAUAACAAUUUAGUAAAACAUUAAUUAAAUUAUUAUAAGUAAUGUUUUACUUUUAAUAUUUUCCCUAAAUAAUUAUGAAAUAAAAAAUACACAUUUUGAUUUAAAAAUAAAUAAAUUUCAUUAAUUUUUUAAAUGUUUUUCGGUUCAAAAAAUGAACUUAGUUCAAGUAAACUGUGAUUAUGAAAUAUUCAGUUAUUUGAGAAUGCUUCAUGAAUUAAAAAUUUGUGAUUCAUCUUUUCUCUGGACUCAGAAAAACUUCAACGUAUUUAAAAGUUGAGAUUUUUUAUUUUAUUUUAUAUAUUACAUAUUGGUAUCAUAUGAAAGAUCACGAAAAUUCAUGAAUUUUGAUAUGUUUUUUGAAAAAUCUGGAAUACAAUUAAAAAAGUUAUAAGAGGUUUCAAAAAAUUUGAGGUUUAAUGACACGGGGAUGACAUCAUUAUUUGAGAGUCAAUACACCCUCUAUUAAUAAGACCCUCAACCCCUUACCCAAUUUUAAGACCUCUCUCAAUCCUCCACUACACACAUUUAGGAGUCCAAAAGUUUCAUUUUUAACUUUUUGGACUCCUAAAAUCUCUCCACUACAAAUGGUCUAAUGGUGUAAACCGGUCUAGAACUUUAACCAACAUUAAACAUUAAGUUAUUUUUUUAAUCAAACUUUUUAUAUACACUGCUAGUAAAAACAAAAAAAUCGAGGUGGGUUUGAGCCCUCCCGGAUUUUUGAAGUGAUUUAGGAAAAAUGGUUAGUAGUAUAAGUAAUAAGUUGAUAGUGUUUUGAGAAAAAAUUGAUUUUUUAUUUUUCUUCCUAAUUACAAACUUACAAUACAAUCUAUCCUACACUUUUACUUUUAUUAAAAAAGACUCAAACUUCAACUUUUCUCUCAAUUACGGAUUAGUAAAAAUUAAGAAUAAAAUUAUAUUUAUAUUUCAUAUCUUUUAACUUCUUUUAGUUUUAAGUUUACAAACUUGUAUUGCUUAUAUCGUAUUGGUAUUGAUAGAAGUUGAGUCUUUUAUUUGAAAGAAGUGAAAGUAUAUGAUAGAUUUGUCAAUUUGCCGAUAGUUUGGAAUAAAAUAAACUAAUAAUCCUUACUUCCUCCGUAACUAAAAAAUCUUCCCACUUUUCUUUUUCGUCCGUAACAAAAAAAUCUUCCCAUUUCUAAAUCUUCUCAUAAUACCCCCAAUAAUUCUUAAAAUAAUACACUAUUACAACUACUUUUUUUUAUUUAGAGCCCGUUUGGUAGCACGAAAAUCGGCUGUUUUGGCUGUUUCUGCUGAAAUUUAUGAAGUUCUGGCUGAAGUGGCUGUUUUGGCUGAUUCUGCUGAUUCUAGAAAAAAAUAUUUUAAAAAUAUAUUUUAUUGAUAAAAUAAAGAAAAAAGGCUAAAGAGUCAAAUAGGUCCUUGAACUAACUUAAAGUGUUCAAUUAGCCCCUUAUAUAGGAGGUUCUGCCCGACCGUCGCCAAUUGAGACGGUUCCCGGUGGAAUUUGUUGAUGAAAUUUUUUGAGUAUCUUCUUCAUUAAUUGUAGUUUACCCAUACCAAAUUUCAGCAAAAAAUUCAAUCGGGAAGGCAGUCAAAUGAAUUUUUGAAGAUAACUGCGCAGUUAAACAGCGCAAUACAUUUCGGAAAAUCAUUUGAUUGCCUUCCCGGUUGACGUUUUAGCUAAAAUUUGGUAUGGGUAAACUAGGAUUAAUGAAGAAGAUGCUCAAAAAAAUUCAUCAAAAAAUUCCAGUGGGAACCACCCCAAUUGGCGUUGGUUGGACAGAACCUCCUAUAUAAGGGGCUAAUUGAACACUUUAAACUAUUUCAAGGGCCUAUUUGACCCUUUAGCCAAGAAAAAAUUAUAUGUAAAAAUAGCUAAAAUGGUCAUCUAUAGUAACUUCAGCCAAUACAGCCAGAAAAGUAACUACAACCUUACUUUUUCUGCUUAUUACACAAUUCAGCACGCGUGAGGAAUGAGACAAUUAGACAAAGGGUGAGAGUAGCACCUAUUGAAGAUAAGAUGCGGGAGUCACGCCUACGGUGGUUUGGUCAUGUGCAUAGAAGACCGAGUGAUGCACCUGUCAGACGAGUUGAGAUGUGUGGAGAAGAGGUAGGGAAGAGAGGGAGAGGAAGGCCCAAACAGACGUGGGUUAGGGGAGUCAGAAGUGAUAUGCUUCUUCUUGGAUUGGAUGAGGGUAUGGCUUUGGAGAGAGCAAAAUGGAGGGCGGGUAUUCGUGUUGAGGAGUGAUCUUGUAUCAUCUUUUUUUUCUUCUUCUUCUUUUUUUUUCCUUUUCUUUUAUAUCUUUAUCCUUAUAUAUAAAUAUUACCUUAUCCUUUUUAUUUGAUCUUUUAUAUGUAUAUUCAUCUCUUUUAUAUUAUUUUUUUUUUUUUAUAAUAGCUUAUCUUUUUUAUCUUUAGUUUCUUUCUUUUCCUUUUGGUGAUAAUGUGAUAUCAUAUAUCGAUUCAUGUUAGCCGACCUCAAUAUCAUUUGGGACUAAGGCUUGGUUGUUGUUGUUUGUUGUACACAAUUCAGCACGCGAAAGUAAAAAUUACGUGUUUGGUGAAAAAGCUGGCCGAUAAGCCUGAUAAGCUGAAAAAAGGGGUCUCCAAACGGGCUCUUAUCCUACAUUCCAUCAGAUUAUUCCACUAUCUUCCCAUCAUACCCUCAAUAAUUCAUAUCAUCUUUCACUAUUCUUAAUCUACCUACUUUUGAAAUGAGAAGAUUUUUAAGUUACGGAGGUAGUAUAAUUUCAGGACUAAAUUAAAUGGGUAUUUGGAUCUACAAAAAAUUGAGAAAUACUUUAUAGUUAAAGAACCAAACCAAAUGGGUAUUAAGUAUUAACUCAAUCUACUUUCAUAAAAUUGGAAUGAUGGAAUUUGAAAUAGUUGUUGAAUCAUUCAUUAAUUCAUUCAUACCAAAGCCUAAAAGACUAAAAUGGAAUUGGAAUUACAGAAACGAAGGGUAAAGGUAGAAACCUGGAUGAAGGAAAUAGAAGUAAGGAACUGAUGGGUUCACUGCCGAUUAGCGCCCUGCGUGUCUGCGUCCUUGCUGUGCCGCUGUGGAAUGUGGUCUCAUGCUUGCAUGAGAAGAGAAAUUGCCCAAUAUAGGAGUAAACAUAAACAUAAUUGCACAAAUAUGAGUGAAACUUAAAACUUCCUUCAAUAGGAGUAAACAUUAAUUUUGUACCCUUAAUACCCUAACUUAGUUAAUUCUAAAAUAUGACUUAUUUGAUCCUAAUAAAAUUUAAAAAAAAAAAUCUAAAAUAUUUGAAAAUAUAUAUUGAAAUAAUAAAAAUUAAAUAAAAUAUUUUUUUAAAAAAAUAAAAAAUUUUGAAAAUAAAUAAAAAAUAGAUAAAUCACACUAAAAAUAUAAAAAAAAUAUGCAAGCCUUUGCCGCAACCUCGGCCAUCACCCAGCAAUAUCACAUCCGAUCGGCGGAAAAAAUGUCAUCUUAUGUUAAAACUUCCAUUUUUCUUUGAAAAUGUCAUAAAGAUGGCAGUUUUGCUCUUUGAAAAUGCCAAAUUUUCUCAAAAUCUACCAUCAUGAUGGCAUUUCGGAAAAAUGUUGGCAUUUUUUUUUGGUGGUCAGAGAUGGUGGUGCUGGGAGGUUGUCGAGGCAGCGGUAGACGCCUACAUAUUUUUUUAUAGUUUUUUUUUUAAUUUUUUAGUUUUUUAUUUAAUAUUUUUAAUAUUUUUAAUAUUUUAAUAAUUUUUAUUUUUAUUAUUUUUAUUUAAUACGAAGUAUGUUUUAUUUGAUAUAUUUUUGUGUUUUUUCAUUUUUUUUACAAUUUUAUUAUAAAUUAAUGUUAUUCCUAUUAUGUUUUAAUUAUUAAUGAAAGUUGUUGGGACUUGGGUAGGGAUAUACUUGUCUAAACACUAAAGUUACUCCUAUUCAAAACAUGGUACUCCUAUUUUUGCAUUUUGCCUAUCUUUUACUCCUAUUUGGGGAAUUCUCUCGAGAUGGAUGCUGGAGGAACCAGAUUUCUCAUAUUAUGAAUUCCAUAUUUUUGGCACAAUGCAGAAUGAUUUAAGAUGGAAGAAAAAAAAUGUUGGCAUUCUCAAGGAGAAAUAUGCCAUAUUUUUGGCAUUUUCCGAAAAAAUGGAAAUUUGUAGGAAAUAUGACAUUUUUUUAACGGUCGGAGGUGGUGGUGCAGGGAGGCGGUACCACCGCCUCCUGUCACCGGGGUAAAAAAACUGCCAAAAAAAUUAUGAAUGCCAUAUUUUUGGCAAAAGUCAAAAGGAUUCAAGUUGGCAGAAUGAAAAUGUUGGCAUUCUCAUAGAGAAAUAUGCCAUUUUUGUGGAAUUUAAAAAAAAAAGUGGCAUUUUUUACACCGAUCGGAGGUGGUGGUUCAGGGAGGUAGUACAGGCGGUGGGAAAGGUAUCCAUAUUUUUUUUAAUUUUUUUAAUGGAGUUUUACUAUUUUUUAUUAAUUUUCAAAAAAAAUAAAAAAAUUAAAAAAAUAUUUUUUUUCUUAUUUUUUAUUUAUAAAAAUUUUAUUAAUUUUUUUAUUAUUUUUCUACGAAUUAUUGAAUUUUUUUCAAAUUUAUUAUGAAUUAAACAUCUAAUUAUGACUUUUAACUAUCUUUUACUAAUAUUUAAAGGAGGGGUAAGAAUGGAAGGAAGAAAUGAGUAUGUUUCCAAUAGGACCACUAUGGUCCUAUUUUGGAAUAAAAAACAUAGCAAGUCCUAUUUUGAGUUUUUGCCAUAGUUUUAGUCCUAUUUGAAGUAAUUUCUAUUGUAUUUUUCUUCCUAAUUACAAACUUACAAUACAAUUUUAUAAGUGACCCAGUCAUGUGACCGGGUCACUUUCCGGUCCGGGUUUUUAAACAUAGCUCGUAAUAUUGUCACCAUCAGCCACAUUGACACGCCUUAGUGAAACCGCCACAGUGACACCGCCGCCGGCCGCGCCAAUGACCACAGUCUAGUCCCCCAGCCCCCCACCAGCCACGACCCGAUUCAGCCGCAGCCCCAGCUCAACCCAGAGCUGUGACAACCACCACCUCAUCUCCGGUCCCUUUCCCCUGCUUUCCCAGUCCUCCCACAGCUUCCUAGUCCCAUCCCCACCCCCAACCUACCUGCCCCACCACCACCUUAACCGCCCAGACGCCACCACCACCCGACCCCAGCGCCGCCCAGCCCUCUGCAACUUGCAGCAGCCCAAGCGAUCAGCGCCGCCCUGCCUCGCACCAGUCCGCCCCUUUGCGACUCGACCGAGUACCACCAACCCAAAAACCCACCAGAUCUGAAAUAUAUAGGGCGGUCGACGAAGCUAGAGAACAACAAAAACGACGAUUCACAGAAGAAGCAAAACAAGGCAGUGCACAUAUUACUGUAUUACAUACGUAGUAUAGAAGUAUUACUGUAUUAGAUUAUUUAGAUUUGGUAAAUGGAUUAAUAAUUUUUAAUUUAGAUAUUUAUAAAAUUUUAAGAUGCUAAAAGCCCUUAAACCCGUGUUCUCAAAACAAAAUGCUAAACCCGUGAUUAAGGGCGUAUCUAAAACAAAAUUCAAAAAAGAACAUUCACCUGAAACAUUUGUUUCGCUGCCUUGAGGGAAAAUGCUGAAUCUUCAGUUUCUCAAUUUCCUGGCGGUGGCUGAAGAAAAUGGAUAUGCUGGAGGCAGUGGAAUUGAACCUGAACUGCUAUUUUGCACUUCAUCAUAUCUUUCUGGGCUGAAGCUAGACAUUAAUAUUUCCAGCCUUUGUGACUCUGUUUUCGUAUUGGAAGAACUACUCCUCAAGUUCUUCAUACUUCGUAUAUACGAGUAGGUGGGACUGGUAUCUAUUUGCACAAUAACGAGAACGACUCCUAUAUUAGUACGGAGUAUAACAUGUGCAACUCUGGUCAUUUCCUUUCUGUUUUAGGGAAGCGGGUUGUUUUUAAGACUGCAAUUCUGGACCUUUCCUUUCUAGUCUCACUGGUGCAGCAAUCCCGAGUAAUGGUAAAUACGGAGUAUGCAAUACUCCAUUCUUAAAUAAAUCAAAAUUGCUCUUUGUACACACAUGUGUACACACUAUUGUACACCCUGCUUAAACCCAAAAAAAUUACCCCCUUCUUGUAGGAUUCUUCCACCUUCUUUCUUGAAAGUUGCCAAGAGACAUAUAACACCUUCUAGGAAGGAGGUAUCAAACACAUGAACAUGGAGAAGAUUUCUUGGAGAUAGCUAGGAAACUCCCUAGCAAUGAGAAUGGAAGCUUGGAUGCAACUUCCUCAUGUCUCCCAUAUACACCUAUAAAUAGAGAGUGUAUUGUUGUUCAUUGUAUCAGUUUAGAAAGUGAGAAAAGUGUGUGAAGAGUGAAAAUACACUUAGAGUAGAAGUGUAUUGGUGAGAAUUGGUUUUUUGUAAUAGUUGAGUGUGAGAGUUUGCUCCUCCUAUUGUAAUUCUGUUCUUGAUAUUGAAUAGAAGAAUUUUCCAAUCCCAACAAGUGGUAUCAAAGCGAGGUUGAGUUUUCAUACACUGUUUUCUCAUUUUCAAAUAAAUUUCUACAGGUUAGAAAAUCAUGAUUUUUCAAGUUGCUCGGAAUCACGAUCUGAUCAUACCGUUAGAUUCGUCUCGUCGAGACGAGAAAUCUGGUAUUUUGGGGGAAUUUUUUGGCCACCGGAAGAAGCCGUACGCGCCGCCCAAACGCGCGAGAAAACUGCAUGCGUCAUCAUUGCAUCAUCACGCAGUCCAGAGGAAGAAGAAGAGCCACGUCAGCCGCCACGUAAGCGCCGCGUUAGCGCCACGUCAGUCCACGUAAGUGCCAUGUCAGCCGCCACGUCAUCCGUGUAAGCCAUCCUCUGGGUGCCACGUCAGCGCCGCGUCAGCGCCAGCGCAGAGCCAGCUGUUGCCACGUCAUCCGCCUGCUGGUCUGCUCACUGGGCUGCUGCCUGAACCGGACCGAACCGGUUCGUACUUGUGGAGGCCGGUUCACCCAUUUCCAGACCGGUUUUGGACGAGGUCAGACCGGUUCCUACCAUUUUCGGCCAUUCCGGAUCCAACGGUGAGCUCCGUUUGUCCAAAUUCGGCUCCGAAAAUAUGGUACGAGAUAUUUUGAGCGUUUUAUUAUGGAUAAAUCAUCAUCGGACACCAUGAUUGCGCUCACUUCCACAAAUUACAAUAUGUGGAAGCCUCGGAUGGAGGAUUUGCUAAAUUUGAGGGAUUUAGCCGAUCCUCUCGAUAAUAAUGGCGUGAAACCGGAUAAAAAGACGGAUGAAGAAUGGACAAAAAUGAAUCGAAAAACUGUCGCACAAAUUCGACAGUGGAUCGAUCAUAUUGUGUUCCACCAUGUUGCGCAAGAACAAAGUGCUUACACACUAUGGGAGAAGCUUGGUAGCAUGUAUCAAGCGAAAACCGCACGAAAUAAGACUUUACUAAUGAGGCGAUUAGUAAACCACAAAUUACGAGGAGGUAUUUUGGUGUCAGAACACACCAGUCAAUUCCAGGAUCUUGUGAAUCAGUUGAGCACCACAGGAUGGAUUCUCAAAGAUGAAGAGCAGGCGAUACUACUCUUGAGCUCUCUACCUGACAGCUGGGAGACUCUUGUUGUCACUCUCAGCAAUUCUGCUCCCAAUGGCAAAGUGACUAUGCAGAUGGUCACAGAUGCCCUUGUGAACGAAGAAGCCCGAAGAAAAGAAGUCGGGACUGAACAAUCAUAUGCCUUCGUGUCAGAAACUAGCAGACGAGGGGGGGCAGAAAUAGAGGAAGAAGUCGAGGUCGAGGUAGAGGCCAAGGUCAAAACAGAGGAAAUUCUCAAGUUCGCGGCCGAUCACAAGAACGAGGUAUCUCCUGUGAAAACAAUACUUGGUUUGAAGGAUAUUGCAACUAUUGUGGUAAUUAUGGGCAUAGAAAAAGAGAUUGUAGAAAGUUUCUACGAGAGCAGCCACAGACGAGUCAAAAUACUAGCCAAGAAGCCGGUGAGACCAUUUAAUACUAGGCCCGACCCUUUGAUAUUUCAAAUCGGGUAUUUCGGAUUUUUAAGUCGGAUAUUAUCAGAUAUUAGGUCGGGUUUCGGAUAUUUCGGUUAUAUUUAAAAAAAAUUAUAAUUGGAUAAUUAAAGUGUUUAAAUGCCACUU
Cuscuta epithymum is the source of this 15011-nucleotide messenger RNA. The record is from the annotation of a GenBank genome assembly. NCBI's taxonomy places the organism in Eukaryota, Viridiplantae, Streptophyta, Magnoliopsida, Solanales, Convolvulaceae.